GUAUAUAAACAAAUGUCAUUAAUUUUAUAUAUUCUUCAUCCAAGAAAAAAAUGAACGCGAAAAUUAUAGUCUGCUAAAUUUUUACAUAAAAAGUUUUAUAAAAAUACAAUUUCGACGGAACCCCUCCCGGCAAAAUAAAAAUGUCUAACGAUAAGAAAUUAAUGUCCACAGCAGAAUCACCAUCUGUACCAGCCUCCAUUAAUGACGCAGCAUUUAGUAAUUUCAAUAAUCGGCCGCCACCACCCUCAUAUGAAGAGAGCCAACGAAUGUACGCGUCUGCUUCAAAUCAUGGAGCACCAAAUCAAUUUCCCGCUCCAUUUAUGCAAACUUCUAAUUAUAACGCUACAUCUAAUUAUAUGCAAAGCUAUACCACAUCAGCACCACCGCCACAAUACUAUCAACACCAUUAUGUUACUGCUACUGCACCACCGACAUUCAACAAUGUGAAGGAACCACAUGUGCUGUCUUUAGCGCCAGGUGCCAAAAUACGCACAACUGCAGCUGGGGCUGUGAGCAUACCUCCUCCGCCGCCCGGCUGUGCUCCAACUGCGGCACAGUAUGCAGCGAUGCAGGGCCAACCUGUUGUGUUAAAAAAAACAAAGCGUUCGUUUUUCUAAGGAAUAACUGAUGAUGAAAACAAGCGUUAAAUAGACAUUGUGGAGAGAGGAUUAAUCAGUGGGCAUCUCUAUAUUUUGCGCGAGUGUAUAUAUGUGACAAGCGCAUUUAGCAUUUCAAUAAAACCAUUGCUUUAA
Bactrocera neohumeralis is the source of this 752-nucleotide messenger RNA. RefSeq lists its product as uncharacterized. The transcript is spliced from 3 exons. NCBI's taxonomy places the organism in Eukaryota, Metazoa, Arthropoda, Insecta, Diptera, Tephritidae. The record is from RefSeq and is a predicted model, not a curated record. The coding region runs from base 141 to 617 and encodes 158 amino acids.